AAUUUUCAGUUCCGAAACUUUUUCGAGGGUCUCUUCUGCCCAGCGUACUGGAAAAGUAAUAUCCCAGAGAAACGUAUAUCACAAAUAAUUAAUUACUACUUUUGAUUAUUCAAUUGUGAUCUCGAGUCUCAGAUUUUUUGGUUUUCGAUUCACCUCGGAAGAAUGAUGUGACCGGCCUUGUGGGAUUCUAUCAGUUGCCUAUAAAUCCUAUGAAAUUCCAGUUUCAUAUUAUGCAUUUGCAAUGGAGGCAAAUGAAGCUGACAUUGAGGGUAGUGUUGUUCCAGUAACAAAUACCCUCGGGGCAUUGGAGAAGGAGAUUGCUGAUCCUAUUGUUUACCAGCUUGUCCGGGUCGAUGGUGACGGGAGAUUAGUCCCUGCAACACAGGAUGAAAUUAUGGUGGUUGAGGACUUGCUUGAAGACGAUAAGUGUGAACUCAAGCUUGUUCCGGAUACGAGACAAACUACAGAAUCCUGCAAAACUGAAGGAUGUCUUAUGGAGAGAAAUCCAUUUCAAGCUCCAGAAGAAAAGUCCAAUGCGUCAGUCGACAAAGUGCCUGACUUGGAAAAAAUAGGAGCUCCUGAAAAGGAGACUGUUCAUGGAUCGGCCCCUUGCUCGGAGCUCAGCAACAUUGACCUAUCUGGGAGGACUGAAAUAAGCAUCAAUUCCGAAGAUGCAUUAAAUGAGGAUACACCAUCAACUUCUGCUAGUUCUAGUUGGAAGCCAGACUUUUCGAAGUUGGAGGGGAAGAUAUGCUUAGACAAUCUAACAGUUAAAGAGCUUCAAGAAACUUUUAAAGCAACUUUUGGAAGGGAAACCUCUGUCAAGGACAAACAGUGGCUUAAGAGGAGGAUUACUAUGGGGCUGACUAAUUCGUGUGAUUUUUCAUGCACCACUUUCAUAAUAAGAGAUAAUUUAGUGGUGAGGAAAGGUGAAGAACAAAUCAGUCAUCCUGUAAAGGUCAGAAUUUCUGCAGAUCCUGAAGUUGGAGUGGCAAAUUCUGACUCUGGAGGGUCAUUAGGUGACCAUGACAACAGAGUAAAUGAUGAUGCUAAUUUUUCUGGCACAGAUGUUCCCAGCUCAGCAUUUGAAAGUUGUAAUGUUAUUAAGGAUAUGUACGCAGAGCAGGGAACAGCCAAAAGAGUUCGCAAACCGACAAAAAGAUAUAUUGAAGAACUUUCAGAAAUAGAAGAAACUAGUGAGAAGUUACCAUCUUCAGAUAAAGUCUCCAGAUACAGAUUUCCAUGUACAGAAUCUCUUAUGAGGCCCACCGCAAAUGUUAGGUCAAACGCGAGACCUCUCUUCACCAGGCAAGAUUCUUUAGGAGGUUCCGGUGUUCAGAUUCCAUUUGUUUCUCGGAUUCGAAGGAGCCGUCCACGUGAGAACUUCACAUCUCUUUUGAAACUUCAGCCCAGUGAUAUGGACAUGGCAACCAGACAAGUAAGAAGUGUUUUUGAUGUAUCUGGGCCACAAGAAGAUGAUAAGAGAAAUAAUGACCUGAUCAAGACCAGCUCAACUCCUGGGUUGACUAAACAGCCUCUUAUUGCUGCUUGUGAGAAAGACGAGCAUUACAGUGGCAUGAGAAUUGUUGAGCUAGAGAAUGACAUGGAUGAGGACAAUUCAGAUGAUAAUGUGGAACUGAAUGACGGCUUUGAGGACAACUCAGAUGAUAAUGUGAUAUCUGUACCUACCCCAAAAGGAGGAAUACGGAGAAAACAUCAUCGACCUUGGACUAUCGAUGAGGUUGUUAAGUUAGUUGAAGGUGUAGCCAGGUAUGGUGCUGGUAGAUGGUCUGAGAUAAAGCGGCUUGCUUUUGCUUCUUGCCCUUAUAGAACUUCGGUGGACCUGAAGGACAAGUGGAGAAAUCUGCUGAAAGCUAGUUUUGUGCAGUUGCCUGCAGAAAAAGGGAUGCUGAAUUCCCGGAAACAGGCUUCAGUUCCAAUCCCUGCUCCAAUUCUCUCGCGUGUGAGAGAGCUUGCUGAUAUGCAAGGUCAGUUCCAACCAAUUCUGAGUACCAGCAAGUCAAGUGGACAUAGUAGUGGUAGAAGUGUACAUGAAGCUAGGUCUGGAUACUUGUAGUUUCAACACCAGAGGUUUGUUUUUUGGAAUAAGCCUGAUGUUGAUGGGCUAACAACUUACUGGCCACUAUAUUUCAUGUGCUAGAUUACUUUUGUGUGAUUUUAACUUUCUGUACACAGAUUUUUCUUAAAGUUCUUAAAGUCGAUCAAUUUUAUUUUUUUGCCCA
Nicotiana attenuata is the source of this 2243-nucleotide messenger RNA. RefSeq lists its product as uncharacterized. The transcript has 10 exons. The record is from RefSeq and is a predicted model, not a curated record. Lineage: Eukaryota; Viridiplantae; Streptophyta; Magnoliopsida; Solanales; Solanaceae. Bases 242 to 2077 code for a protein of 611 amino acids.